CUCCCUGCCACUUGGAGAAACUGCUGAAGUCUGACUCACGUGUGCUGCACUUCUUUAAAGGUCUUCGGGUCACAUGGUUGAAUCGAGGUGAAGCUGCUGCAGGUGUGAGGAGUCGCAGUGUAUAUAGAUCGGCAUCAACGUCACAGCACUGGUACAAGAAUGGAUCGUCUUGCUGAGCAUCUCGAAAAAAUCACAGAUUUAUGUAGCGGCAGCCGGAAUGAAUUUCCUGAUGAGUUGAGAAUUUGCCUGGAAACCGCUUCUAAUAUUGUAGCUGAACUGAGAGCAAAGCAAGGAUGUGCUGAUGGAGCCUGCAGAAAUGUUUCAAAACAAGCUACCCAAAAUUGGCAAUGUACAGGUAUUGAUGCUUACAAGAUGCUUGCACAUCUGACUAGAACCAAAAACAUCCUUUCCCUGGGCAGCUGCUUCACUUCCAUAGCACUUGCCAUGACAAAUGUUAUACCCCAGGAUGGAAAGAUAGUUCUCUGCUUAGCCAAUCCCUCACCCCAGGAUUUUCAAGACCAUUCCCUACAGGCCAGGAAGAUACAAAGAAAAGUUGGAGAAACCUGCGACAUUUUGAAGGAGUUGGCCGCUUCAGGCGAGCAAUUUGACAUGGUGUUUAUCGAUGCCACCGAGCGCAGUCAUAUAAACUAUUACAACCUGAUUAUGAGCAGCAAUAUGCUAAAAAUGAACGGUGUGAUCUGCGUGCAAAACGCAUUUGUGAAAGAGCAUCAUUCUCGGGAAUUCAUGGCUGAUGAGGAGGGAUCUGCUGCGGCCAGGAAAGUGACAGAAGUAAUUAAUUCCGACCCGUCGUUGGAGCAGGUGACUUUACCCAUAGAUGGUUCCAUCAUUGUUGCAAGAAGGAGAUUUGUUCCUCCAUCUGGAGAUGUGAAGGAUGUCAUUGUAAAGGACGAUGUGUUCUGGGGCUAUAAAGGUCUUCCUAUUUUGGACCGAAUGCGAUUGGAUGGAAAGGUGGCUUAUGUGACUGGUGGAGGUCAGGGUAUUGGCAGAGCCUUUGCACAUGCUUUAGGGGAAGCAGGAGCCAAUGUUGCCGUUGUAGACCUGAUGCUUGAAAAAGCAGAGGCUGUUGUCUUUGAACUACACCUAAAGGGAAUAAAAUCGGUUGCCAUAGCAGCGGAUAUUAGCAAAGAAGAAGAUGUGAAAAGGAUUGUAGAUACAAUUGUGACUAAUUGGGGGAGAAUUGACAUAGCAUGUAAUAACGCUGGGAUUAAUAUGAAUUCGGCGAGCGAAGAUACCACGUUGCAAGAGUGGGACAAAACAUUCAAUGUGAACCUGCGGGGCCUUUUUAUGUGCUGUCAGGCUGCGGGCCGCGUAAUGCUGAGUCAAGGAUAUGGCAAGAUAAUUAAUACAGCGUCUAUGGCAAGUUUAAUAGUCCCUCACCCCCAGAAGCAGUUAGCGUACAACACAUCCAAAGCCGGGGUGGUGAAGUUGACUCAGACUUUGGGAACAGAAUGGAUUGACAGAGGAGUAAGGGUUAACUGCAUAUCACCGGGCAUCGUCGACACUCCGCUCAUCCACUCGGAUGCUUUAAAACCACUUGUUCAGCGUUGGUUGAACGAUAUUCCUGCUGGAAGAUUGGCUCAAGUAACAGACCUGCAGGCUGCCGUCGUCUUCUUGGCAUCCGAAGUCUCUGAUUAUAUGACAGGCCACAAUUUAGUCAUUGAAGGAGGCCAGAGCCUUUGGUAGAACAGAGAAAAGGGUCCCUUUUCAUUCAAAGAAACCCCAAGAUGUCUGAUUCAAAGAAACCCCAAGAUGUCUGAUUCAAAGAAAUCCCAAGAUGUCUGAUUCAAAGAAACCUCAAGAUGUCUGAUUCAAAGAAUCCCCAAGAUGUCUGAUUCAAAGAAAUCCCAAGAUGUCUGAUUCAAAGAAACCCCAAGAUAUCUGAUUUAAAGAAAUCCCAAGAUGUCUGAUUCAAAGAAACCCUAAAAUGUCUGUUGCUGUUGUGUUUACGGGAAUAAAAUAGGAUUAUAA
This is a messenger RNA of Xenopus laevis (African clawed frog), 1989 nucleotides long. RefSeq lists its product as uncharacterized. The coding region runs from base 160 to 1704 and encodes 514 amino acids. The transcript is spliced from 11 exons. Lineage: Eukaryota; Metazoa; Chordata; Amphibia; Anura; Pipidae. Gene Ontology annotation, biological process: carbohydrate metabolic process. Gene Ontology annotation, molecular function: O-methyltransferase activity; D-arabinitol 2-dehydrogenase activity; oxidoreductase activity, acting on the CH-OH group of donors, NAD or NADP as acceptor. The record is from RefSeq and is a predicted model, not a curated record.